This is a messenger RNA of Gymnodraco acuticeps, 1357 nucleotides long. Its product is annotated as alpha-2-HS-glycoprotein-like. Gene Ontology annotation, biological process: negative regulation of endopeptidase activity. The record is from RefSeq and is a predicted model, not a curated record. Gene Ontology annotation, cellular component: extracellular region. Bases 19 to 1263 code for a protein of 414 amino acids. Gene Ontology annotation, molecular function: endopeptidase inhibitor activity. Lineage: Eukaryota; Metazoa; Chordata; Actinopteri; Perciformes; Bathydraconidae. The transcript has 7 exons.
UUCACGUGUCCCCGCACCAUGAAGGGACCACCCGCCCUGGCUGCAGCCGUCUGCUUCACGUGUCCCCGCACCAUGAAGGGACCACCCGCCCUGGCUGCAGCCGUCUGCUUCACGUGUCCCCGCACCAUGAAGGGACCACCCGCCCUGGCUGCAGCCGUCUGCUUCACGUGUCCCCGCACCAUGAAGGGACCACCCGCCCUGGCUGCAGCCGUCUGCUUCACGUGUCCCCGCACCAUGAAGGGACCACCCGCCCUGGCUGCAGCCGUCUGCUUCACGUGUCCCCGCACCAUGAAGGGACUACCCGCCCUGCUGCUGCUGCUGUGCUGCACGGCUCUGCUCUGCAGCGCUGCUCCAGCUGUGGGGCCGGUGACCUGCCGCGAGGAUGGAGGUGCUGCGGCGGCACGGAUGGCUGCACAUCACAUCGACGAGAACCACGACCAUGGCUACAAGUUCAAGCUGAGUGAGAUCAAAGGCAGCAAAGUGGAACAGGUCCAUGGCGGCUGUAAAAUCCAGCUGCAGUUGGACCUGAUGGAGACAACGUGCCACAACAUCAACCCGAUGCACUUUGAGGACUGUGUGAUCCGCGAUGUGACGGACUGGGAGGUGAUGGCUAACUGCUCCGUUAGCAUGAGUGUGAGAAGUGGUGACGCCAGAGUCACAAAUUACCAUUGUGACACGCGAAAAGUGUUAACACACCGUGAGAUGGCGGGCAUCUGCCCUGACUGCUCCCAUCUGAUCUCACUUCAUGACCCUGAUGGUAUGAAGUCCGUAAAAGAAGCUGUGCAGAUAGUCAACGGGAACACCAACAACCAGAACUACUUCAUCCUGAAGGACGUGGGACGGAUUGUAAUUGGGUCGAUACUGGGGAGUAACUUGUUCUACGCGGCUGCGAUUGCCCUCGUGGAGUCCCAUUGCCCAAUGGGAUCCAGCAUCCUUCCUGAGGUCUGCAGACCCCUCUGCCCUGAUCGAGCUCGCCAUGCUUUCUGCCAUUCAACUUACUUAAUAUCCAAGGGACUCGAUUCUGUUCAGUGCGAUUACUACCCUCCAAAGAACUCUACUGCCCUCGGCGAUGGUGAGCAGGAGCCCAUAUGUAGCCCCGGAGAUGCUGUGAGGCUUCCUCCCCCCCCUGCUGUUUGUUAUUGUCGCCGUCCUCAAGAAGAAAGGCCACUCCACUCAUUCCACUGCCAAGGAUCGGAUGCAGAGAUCCACCCCAUUUGCCCCUGGCCCCGUCCAAAGGAAAAAUGUAUUUGUUACCGACUUUAAGACUUGUAAAACAGUCUGUAAUGUAAUAUGUGGGAAAUUAGAAAGUCUUUAAACAUAUUACAAAAUAAUGUCCAAUAAACAAUCAUGGUUUCAA